AUGAUUUAUGAGUUAAUGAUUCCUUAGUAUAUGUUAUUAGAAAAGAAAUAGAAGAUUCUUUAGUAAUAUCAUGAGAUAGAUGUAAAGACUGAAAAUCCAGAAUUGAUUUAGAUAUAUGUGGAAAUGAUUUUAUCUGACGAUAUUGUUAAACAGCAUUUUGGAAUAUUAGCAAUAAGGAAAUUAAUAAGUGCUAAUCAAAACCAAUAGGAAAUUAUUUAAGCGAUUUUGGAUUUCAAUAUGAUUCCAAUAUUGAUAUAAAUACUUGAACAGUAUAGCAAUUAAUUGUUCAUAUAUGAAGCUAUUUGGAUUUUGGCAAAUAUAGCAAGCGGCACAAAUUUAUAAACUUAAGUUAUUGUAAAAAAUGGAGUAAUACCAAAUUUAUUGAAACAUUUAGAUUCAGAAAAUUUGUUUAUUGUUGAAUAAGUUUUUUGGGCUUUAGGAAAUAUAGCUGCGGAUGAUGCAGAAUUUCGAAAUGAUAUAAUUUAAUAAGGAGGGUUAAAUUAACUAAUUGUAAUUAGUGAAAAGUUAAUAUAAGAAAAUAAAAUUCAUUUAUUAAAAUUAUCAUCUUGGACUAUUGGUAAUUUAUCUAGAGGAAUUCUAAAUCAACAAAAAAUUAAAGUAUAUAAAAUCAAAAAGCUAUUUAGAAAUGCAAGAGAUAAAUAAUCAAUUAUUUUACUUAUAUAAUUGAUAAAUUUGAUGAGGAUGAUACUUUAACUGAUACUUGUUGGGCUUUAGUCUACAUAAGUAAUCCAAAUAGUGGUUUGGACUCUAUUUAAGAAAUUAUUAAUACAGGGAUUGUUCCUAGACUUGUAAAUUUACUUAAGAGAAAUUAAACAAAUUCAAUAACAUAAGGAUGUUUAAAAAUAAUACGAAAUUUAUUAACAGGGUCUGAAAGUUAAUUAGAUUAUAUAUUAAAUUAAGAUAUUCUAAUUAUUUUUGGAGAUCUUUUAUCAAAAUUAUAAUUAAAGAGUUUAAUUUUCGAGGUAAUGAUAAUAAAUUCUUAAUUAGGUUUGUUAAUGUAUUACUAAUAUAACAGCAGGUAAUCAUAAUUAAUUAAAGAAAGUGAUAGAUAAUGAUAUAAUAAUGAAUUUAUUGUUAUCUAUUUUUAUAAUUACCACACCUGAGAUAUAAAUAUAAAUUGCCUGUGUGUAUUCCAAUAUGUUAAGAAAAAUAAAGCAAUAUGACAUAUUGAGACUAGUUGAUAAGGGAGUAUUGAUGAUUUUUGGAUAAACUUUAAGACUUUAGAGAACUUCAGAUUUAUAAAAAAUAGAAAUUCUUAAAUAAUUAGAUUGUAUUUUUAAAAAUGGUAGAAUAUAUAAAUAUAAAUUAUAGCAAGUUUCGAAUAAGAUUACAUAAAGAUAUUGAUAAUGGAUUUCUUUAAAAUAUUAGAUAAUUUAGAUGUGUAGAUUAAUGAUGGUGAAGAAGAUGAAAAUUAUAUUAAUUGUGAAUCAAUUUAUUUUGAAGAGUGGAAGAAUUUUAUUAAAAAUUGA
Messenger RNA from Paramecium sonneborni, 1490 nucleotides. The record is from the annotation of a GenBank genome assembly. Lineage: Eukaryota; Ciliophora; Oligohymenophorea; Peniculida; Parameciidae.